AUGGUCAUGUCAAGCUCGCAGAGCUUGCCGGUGACUUACUCGCCGAAGUCGCCGCCAUCCAAUAGGCCCGAAAGGGUUCUGGGCGGCCUGCUGCCGGUGUCUGCUCUGGCCAGCUGCGCGGAGCCGCCGCGCAGCCUGGUCUCGUUUUCCCUGUCCUCGGCCCUCAUCCCCGCCGAGGCCUCCUCCGAAAGCUCACCUGGGAGCCUGCCCGUGUCCGACUUCCUGGCCCGGAAGCUCGAAGCCAUGGCUGAGGAGCUCACCGGCACACGCCUGGCCGCCGCAGAGUCCAAGAAGGCCGCGGAGGAGCGCGCGGCGGCGCUGGCGGAGGAGCUGGCGAUGGAGCGGCGGGAGCGGCACCUGGAGAAGCAGGCCUGGGAGGAAGAGCGGCAGCAGAUGGCCGCGUGCCUCCGCGCCGCCUUGGAGCAGCUGCCGCCCCUCGCGGCUUCCUGUGAUACCGUGGGGAUCGACUUCUGA
Molecule: messenger RNA, 474 nt
Organism: Effrenium voratum
Lineage: Eukaryota; Dinophyceae; Suessiales; Symbiodiniaceae
Source: the annotation of a GenBank genome assembly